GUUGACGCUUUGCUUUAAAAACUAAACAACGCCCUUUGACGUUGGAGAGCAUAGGUACAGUACCUUAUGCAAUAAAUAAAUUUGUUACUUUUUAAAAUUGAAUUACUCCUCCAGCUUCGGUUAUUAGGCAGUUAGACUUUGGAUAACUUUCAUGAGAAAACCCGGUGAUCACUUUGGAGUUAGACCUAGAAACGACCUUAAGUCGGCUGAUACGCCUCUUUUGAGUGAAAAAAGGCAGGCUGAACAUACUACAUGGACAGAGAGUUGGAUUGCAACUAGCCGCAUCGGACCAUCGCGAUCUAGUCCAACCAAGACACGAAAUCGACACACGAAAGACGAUUUUCAAAUUAGAAUAGACGGCGAGGAGAUAACAAAUUCGAUUACAACCGAUUCCGACCCUAUAGCACUGCCUUGGUGGAAUUAUUCAACCAUGGUCAAGGAGCAAGCUCCGCCUAAGGCGCCAUUGCGUCCAUUAAGUUCUAACAAAACAAAUGGCAAUACGCAAACCCAGACUUCAAGUGAGCCCGACCAGAAAGUACCUGGAUUUGGGAAUAUGAGUGCGGGAGGCUUCACAUCCGUUAACAACUCUGCGGCUACAAACGCGGCCUCGAAGCCUGCCGUUAAAUCACGAGUACUCUCAGGAAACAUGGAAGACAAAUACGCAAACCUCUUUAUUCAACCCAAGAACCGUCCAGAGCACCAUCGCCCUCAACGAAUCACGGGCCCAUUGCAGCCUUCUUAUAAGGAUAAGAAGCCGCCCCCAGCCCCUAUGUUCAACACAAUGCAACCCGACCCGGCAGGUUCGGCUAGUAACCCGAUCUCGGUUCCGGAUGGCGCCCCAGUUUCGAUAUACAGUCAACCUGGAGUUUUCUCCACAUAUGUUGACCCUAAAAAAGCUGCUGCUGACAUCAAAGCCUUACUUGAGGGCUCCAUAGAAGACGAGGAAGGCGAGGAGGCGAAAGAAGAAGAUGGUGAAGAUAAGUCACGCGUGGAAGGACUCAGUGUUCGACUCCUACCGCAUCAGGUCGAGGGAGUAGAGUGGAUGAAAGGUCGCGAACUGGGUCCCGUAAAGAAGGGUAAAGUACCCAAGGGUGGUCUUCUUGCAGACGAUAUGGGCCUAGGAAAGACAUUGCAGUCUAUAGCGCUGAUUCUAGGCAACAAGAAGCCAGCAGAUAAGCACCCAGGAGUUGAAAAGACAACUCUAGUCGUUGCACCUUUGGCUCUCAUCCGUCAGUGGGAGGCGGAGUUGAAGGAGAAGGUGACUGAAUCCCACAAGUUGAAGGUCCUUGUGCAUCACGGCCCGCAACGUACCAAGAGGUUUGAAGACCUCCGUCGAUACGAUGUAGUCAUCACCACCUACCAGAUUCUCGUAUCUGAACAUGGCCACACCACAGAUACCCUAAAAACCGGCUGUUUCGGUUUGCAUUGGUACCGCGUCAUCUUAGAUGAAGCACACACGAUCAAGAAUAGGAACGCCAAGGCCACAAAGGCCUGCUACGAACUCCGAAGCGUAUAUCGUUGGUGUUUAUCAGGCACGCCAAUGCAAAACAACUUGGAUGAAUUGCAAAGUUUAGUGAAGUUUCUCAGAAUCAAACCUUACGACGAUCUUCGAGAGUGGAAGGAUCAUUUUGAAAUACCGAUGAAGGGUGGUAAGGGAGAUGUCGCAAUGCGACGUCUUCAUAGCCUGCUGCAGUGUUUCAUGAAACGAAGAACCAAAGAUAUCCUAAAGAAGGCCGGUGCUCUUAAUGCUAAUGGAAAGCCAACUAAAGAGGGCGAGGAGAGCACAUCAAGCUUUAAGGUCACGGAGCGAAAAGUCGUAACGGUCGCCGCCGAGUUCACACCAGCAGAGAGGCGGUUUUACGAUAGACUGGAAAAGCGAACAGAUAAGAGUAUCGAGGCAAUGAUGAAAAGUAAGCUUAAUUAUGCUAGCGCCUUGGUACUUCUCCUGCGUUUAAGACAGGCCUGCGAUCACCCAAAAUUAGUUGAAGGCAAGCUCGAAAAGGACAAGGACGCCUUAUCUGAGGAAACGAAGCCAAAGAAGAAUGAAGCAGACGUCGACGCCCUUGCAGACCUUCUUGGUGGACUAGACGUUGAGACGAAGCACUGCGACAUAUGUGGCUGGGAGCUUGACCGCGAAAGCCGCCAGCCCGGCACAGACAAAUGCAAAGCUUGCUACGAAGAUUUAGAGUACUUUAAGCAUCACGAAGAUGGUGGACAGCUAAAAGCACCAAAGACGAGAACAAGAAAAAAGAAGACCAAGACCAAGGUUAAGAAGGUGGUAGUUGAAAAAGUCAAGGCUGAGGUUGUCAAGAAGCGUAAACCCAGGAAUCGCCGUGCAAUUCUCGAUAGCGACGAUGAGGACGAAGAGGCAGAUUGGAUCGUCUCUGACGACGAGCAGGGUCCACUACGCUUGGGAAAAGCAGGUGGCACGGAUGAUGAGAAUGCCGAGGGCGAUGGCGAGACUAUCAACUCAGACGAUUCGGAAGAAGAGGAAACGCAAGAUGGUAGCCAGCUAGGCAGCUUCAUUGUAGACGAUGGGAAGGAUACGAAGCCUGAAGAGCUACAGCGGGCUUUGGAAGAAUCAGAUACCGAGGACGAAUCCAUCUCAGUGAUUCAAUCUAAGAUGCGCCGAACAAAACUAAAAGAUAGCGAAGACGAGAGCGAGGAAGGCGAUGAAGAGGACGAAGCGGAAGACGCGGACUCGGAAUCACAAUCCGAUUCUGAAGCUGAUGAUACGGGUAUAUCAGAGUCCGAAAUCGUCUCAGAUUCUGAAGACGACGUCGUCUACUCCCGCUCUGGCCGGGAGAAGGAGAAGACACCCCACGUGCUCGCGUCAGCCAAAAUCCGCCAGCUCAUCACGUUGCUCCAAAAGGAAGUGCACGAACACAAAUUCAUCGUCUUCUCGCAGUUCACCAGUAUGCUCGACCUAGUGGAACCCUUCUUCCGCAAGGAAGGUAUCAAGUACACGCGAUACGAUGGGAGCAUGAAGAACGACGCGCGAGAGGAGGCACUAAACAGUUUGCGAAAUGACCCGCGAACCAGAGUCCUCCUUUGCUCGCUGCGGUGCGGUGCGCUGGGCCUUAACCUUACUGCGGCCAGCCGCGUCAUCAUCCUCGAGCCUUUCUGGAACCCAUUCGUCGAGGAGCAGGCUAUAGACCGAGUGCACCGGCUGACGCAGACCGUCGACGUAGUCGUAUACAAACUAACGGUCGAGAACAGCGUCGAAGAACGUAUCCUAGAGCUCCAGGAAAAGAAACGACUCCUCGCUGAGGCUACCAUCGAAGGCGGCGCUCGCAAGGAGAGCCUCAAACUCGGCAUCAAGGAGAUGAUGGACCUAUUUAAACAUGUCGGCCGUGGUAGCACCGGAGGCGACUACAGUGAUGACGACGAGAGGUUCAAUAGCGUUGUGCGCCAGGACGUCACGAGGUCGCUUGCGGCUAUGCGAAGUAAGAACUCUAGCUCAAAAGCCUCGCGCGGGAAUGAAAGCUCGGUUUACGGACGUCGGUGGUAAGGGCAAUACUCGGGUGACGAGUACGCUAGGUCCCGGCGGCGUUUAGAGGACAGCUUUGCUAGCUGGCUAGUUGAGGAUGCUACUCUUUGCCAGGCCAGUAUUUGAUGAAUUGUAUAAUGAGUAUCGGAUUAAUACGAUGGGAGUGUGCGUGCAGAUUAUAGGGGUUCGGAUGGUCUGGUUUUAUUCACCUUUGGUUAGAAUUGCUAGGAGAAUACACU
Molecule: messenger RNA, 3729 nt
Organism: Daldinia vernicosa
Lineage: Eukaryota; Fungi; Ascomycota; Sordariomycetes; Xylariales; Hypoxylaceae
Product: SNF2 family N-terminal domain-containing protein
Exons: 2
Coding region: 152-3511 (1119 amino acids)
Cellular component (GO): cytoplasm
Molecular function (GO): ATP-dependent chromatin remodeler activity; ATP binding
Source: RefSeq, a predicted model, not a curated record